Molecule: messenger RNA, 873 nt
Organism: Erythranthe guttata (spotted monkey flower)
Lineage: Eukaryota; Viridiplantae; Streptophyta; Magnoliopsida; Lamiales; Phrymaceae
Source: RefSeq, a predicted model, not a curated record
GCUGUGAAAGCUUCAAUUGUGUCUCAAUUGCAAGCCAUGACCGAGAAUAUGCAGAGUUUGGUGGGAAGAAACGCCGUUUUGGAGAAUUCACUAUCCACCGCCAAAAUCGAGCUCGAAGGUUUGAGGAAAAAAUCGAAAGGGUUAGAAGAGAUUCGCGAAUUGCUCAAGAACGAAAGAUCGUGUCUUUUGACCGAAAGGGGCAGUUUAGUUUCGAAGUUGGAAAAUGUGGAGAGAAGGCUGCAGAUUUUGGAGGAAAAAAUUAUGGGGUUGGAAGAAAAAUACACUGAUUUAGAGAAAGAGAAAGAAGCCAUGCACGAUCAAGUCGAAAAGUUCAAGGUUUCGUUGGACGAGGAAAAUCAAGAACGGACAAGCUCUCGGACUUUGAGCAAAGCCCGAUUGACCGGGCUCGAAAAUCAAAUCAAUCUCCUUAAAGAAGAGAACACGUGUAAGAAAAAGGAAACAGAGCAAGAACCCGAUAAAGCUUUGAAAGCGCAGUUCGAAAUAUCCAUCUUGCAUAAAUUUAUAAAAGAUAUGGAAGAGAAGAACUACUCUCUCAUUAUUGAGUGUCAAAAGCACGUCGAGGCAUCGAAAUUGGCGGAGAAAUUGACAUCCGAACUGGAGGGUGAAAGUCUUGAGCAGCAAGUUGAAUCUGAGCUCCUAUUGGAUGAAAUCGAGAGGCUGAGAUUGGGAAUAUAUCAAAUUUUUAGGGGAUUGGGAAUUGCUCCUGAGGAAAAGGUUGUCGAAAACGAACAAACUUUCUUGCAUUGCAUUCUUGAAAGUAUUGAAGAUACGAAAUGUUCUCUUUCGGAAUACGAGGAUGAAAAGCAAGAGCUCUUGGUUAAAAACUCGGUUCUUUUAACUCUUCUUGAAUAG